This is a messenger RNA of Girardinichthys multiradiatus, 6040 nucleotides long. It is a transcript of the gene entrep3, whose product is annotated as family with sequence similarity 189 member B. Bases 1136 to 3331 code for a protein of 731 amino acids. Lineage: Eukaryota; Metazoa; Chordata; Actinopteri; Cyprinodontiformes; Goodeidae. The transcript is spliced from 14 exons. Gene Ontology annotation, cellular component: membrane. The record is from RefSeq and is a predicted model, not a curated record.
CGGAAGAGGGAUCAAUACAGACAGUAAUAUGGUAUGUGCGCAUGAUAUGUAGUGGCAGGAAGUGAUGUUCAUGUGAAGCUUGGUGGGAAGCAGAGGUAAAAGCACACACACACACAUUACACACACACUAACGCACGGACUGUACGGGAUGCCCUCGUGACUGCAGGGUGGAAAGAAGCGGAGGAGGAGGAGGAGCAGGAUGAAGAUGGGGUCUAGGUGGACCGACGCAAAAGCUCGGAGAUGAAGUUGUCAGUGAUUAUUUUUUUCCAUCCGACACGCGAUCAUCUGGCUACCAACCUGGCGACUAUUUCUAAAGCAGCUAAAAAAUCUACGAUCAGAUAUUUUUCUUCAUUCCCAAGUCGCCAUAAUUAGCCUCUGCUUCCCGGACGGACCGAUGUCAUCUUCUGAUUCUUUUGCUGUCUUUUUCCUCUGCCAGGAUGAGGAUCUGUAAGUCCGCCAGGUAGGGGAGCGCACAUGUUGAGACGUCUUUCCUCAUGCCCGGGCGCACGUAUGUCACCACUGCUUCAGGAAGCGCAAAACAGCGAUCUACCGUUGGACGUUUUCUUUGGGACGGUUUGAGAACCUGCGGCCUGCUCGGGGCCCCGGUUUAUACCGCAAUGCCACACGGGCCGAAAGGAGGGAGAGGUGGAGGAGAGCCGGCGGGGAGCAGGAGGAGGAGGUAUCCGCAAACAGCAAAUGAUUUAAAAAAAGUGAGGAUUUAAAACGAGCUCAGUGUUUUACUCGGACUGAACAGGAAAGUGGCACAAGCUGUACUUUGUGUGCUGCAUGGGCUGAGAGGACUGCAUCGGCUCUAACGGUCUCAGCAGCAGCAUCAGGGCACAAACGGUCAGGGGAGUGAGUGCUGUGAUUGUGCAGGGGGCUGCUCGAUUCUCAGCUUACUGCUGACCAAGUUCUUGGACUCCCUUGACCAAACUGGAGUUGCACCUUUGGGCAUUAGGAACCAUAGCGCCUGCCAGGGGACAGUUUAGGGAAUGAAUUGUAUUGCCACAUUCACAUUUGUUCCUCCUCUGUUCUGCUUUUCUGUGUUUCUGACCACACCAGUUGUUAUAUGAACUCAUUGCAAAAGUAAACAUCUCCCACCCUCCUCACACACACACAUAUAGACAAGCCGACCAUGCCCUCACCUUCAGACUCCAGCAGCGUGGCUUCAGCCUCUGGAUCUCGCGGCUGGUCGGACAGCCGCAGAGGCAUGUCUGGCAGGGGCCCCGGUGGAGCCCGGCUGCUCCUCUACCUGGGUUUGUGCCACCUGGGGCUAGGAGCCAUGGUCUUGGCCUUCUCCUUCACCAGCAUGGCUUUCACCUCAUCUGCACGAGUGAGGCAGUCCUGUCCAUUCUGGGCUGGCUUCUUUGUGGUGGCAUCAGGGAUAGUGGGAAUAAUCUCAUGGAGGAGACCUCUGACACUGGUGGUGUCACUGUUCAUGCUGCUGUCUGCAGUGUGUGUGAUCCUCAGCCUGGCUGGCUCAAUGCUCUCCUGUCAGAAUGCACAGAUGGUCAAGUCUAUGCUCACCUGCCAGGUGAAGAAUGGUCUGUGUGUGUGUUGUGCACCCACUCAACCCUGCUCCAUGGAGGAUGAGGAUACACUAGUUUUAUCCCUGAAUGCUGACUGUCACUCAGUCAGACGUCAGUUAAAGGAUCUCCUGUUUAGUGCAUGUGGUCUCAGCAUUCUCUCCACCAUCAUUUGUACACUGUCCACUGUGACUUGCAGUAUCCACAUAUUCUCCCUGGACCUCGUGCACCUGCUUGCCCCUCAUCGCUCCCGGUCCGUCAACCCAGAAUGCACCACUCCGCAGGACGCCUUCCUGACCAACAUCAUGGACUUUGAGGAGUUUGUCCCCCCUAUCCCUCCACCCCCCUACUAUCCCCCUGAAUACACCUGCAGCUCCGAGACCGAUGCUCAGAGCAUUACCUAUAAUGGCUCCAUGGAGAGUCCUGUUCCUUUGUACCCUACUGACUGCCCCCCUCCUUAUGAAGCUGUGAUGGGCCAGAGAGCUGCCAGCCAGGCAACAGUGUUUGAUGCCCAUGGUACUGAGCUGUCUGGAGAGAGAGGGACUUCUACAGCAUUCAGCGGAGAAGUGUCUAUGGACAGUGGAUCUCUGUUAAUGUCAGAGAUUGUGGACAUCCCUGAUGAUUCCUCCCCUUCUGAGGACUCCUGUUUGAUGGAGGUUGGGAUAAGGAACCAUGGGGGCAACAGGACAUGUGCUGAGAGGGGGGACACCAUCUUCCGUGGUCCGCAGUCUCAGACGCCAGAGAGUCCGCUGGCAGGAAGACCGAGGACCAGACAGUUCCUGAGAGGGGAAAGGUCUAAUUCCUGCUCCUCACCUAGCACAGCCACCAACACAUACAGGUCUCCAGUGAUGCACCACCAGGUUGUGUUAGCUAGCAGCUGUUCCCAGCUGGAAGCAAUAGGAAACUCCCCAAAUCAACAGCAUCGUCUCAUCCCAGAGAUUCAGGUGAACCUCACCAACCCCUCAAACCAAGAAGCUGCCCCGGCCUCAUCUGUUUCCCCCCCAUCGUCUUCCUCAGCAGCCAGUAAGCACGGGAACGGACUGCUCCCUCCUCAUGGGGCCCUGUACCUUCGACGAAGAGCUGAGAGAAGUGACAAACAUGCAGGGACUGUUAGAAGACAGAGAGAAGGCUUUUUACGCCUUGUGAGGUCGCACAGUGAGCCAGGCCUAGGCUCUUCAACAGACACAGUUGACUUUGGAUCUGGAGGCAGCAAAGCAUCUACAGACACAGCUCCAUCUUCCGAAGCGUGUUUGUUGCCUCGCUCUUCUAUGGCUCCUGCUGCAGCUCUGCCAAGUAAAGGCAACAUCAAGACAGCAGCAAUAGGGGUGCAAAUCCCCCCUAAACCUGCACCCACCUCACCUAUACGUAUACCUAAAGACUGCCACCGCUCUCUAGGAGACCUGAAGGUUACCCGAGUUCUGGUGGCUCGAUUCCUGCAGCGCUCCAAACGUAACCUGGCGCCGUCCUCUGAACAUGCUGGGAGCACAGGACAGGGGCCUAAGAGGAGAAGUGGAGUUGAGAUGACUGGCCCUGACCACCUGCCUUCUGAGCAAGUAUCGCGGACCCCUUGGAACACCAGUCGCGGACACCUCAAUGCUCACUCCCAUCACCCUCAUCGCCACGGACAUCAUCAUUCCCACAGCGACAGCAGACACAACCGGCACCAUAGCAGCCGUGUGCCAGAGGGUAUCCACCUUCGCAGCUGUGGAGAUCUGAGCUCCUCUACUUUGUCGUUACGUCGAUUAAUGACGCCUCAUCCGCCACAUGGGUCAUCUGGAGCUCUCUAUUCAGAGUCUGCACUGUGACAAGUAAAGGAGGGCGAAGGAAGAGAAAGGGAUGACAAGAUGGCAGGAUUUUGGCAUUAGUGAAAACAUUCAGAGUUUAUUUUUCAAAUGUCUUCCCAUCUUUUUUCUCUUCGUCGCCUCCAUUUCCAGAGGUCAGCUGUACAAACGACCUCAUUCAGUGGGGCUCCUGAUUGACUGAACAUCAGUGUAGAGCUCCAGCUUACUUCACCAACAUGGACAAAAAUAAUCAAAAGAGAAUGACCACUUACAGUACAACUGCAUUUACAAAAUUUAUGGGUUACAAUAUGUUUCUCAUCUUUUUUCUAAAUCGCUGUUAGUUCAAUUCAUCGCUCAGGUGAACAGAUUGAGGAAAUCCUUAUUUUGUCUUCCAUGUAUAUUAAAAGAAAUACAACCAAAAGCAAAGUUAGCUGAACACAGUGCGUUGCAAAAAUAUUCAUACCCCCGGACCCCAAAGAUUUUUUUUUUUUUCACAAAACAUCUGAUAAGUGUAGCGUGGUAAUCAGUUUCCUUAAGUCAGCACUUUGUGGGACCACCUUUUAUUGAAAUUGUAGCUUCCCAUUGAGCUUUGCAAAAUAGUCCAAGCUCAGUCAAAUUGGAUGGGGAGCAUCUGUGAACAGCUGUCAAGCCUUGCCACAGAAUCUGAUUUGGAUUUAGGGCUGGACUUUGACCGGGCCAUUCUAAAACAAGGUUAUGCUUUUAACCUAAACCGAUUAUUAUACAAUUAUAUUGUAUAUCUGGCUGUAUAUUUAGGUCAGUGUCCUGCUGGAAGGUGAAGCUCUGCCCCAGUUUGAAGUCUUUUGCAGCCUCUAGCAGGUGUCCUAAUUCACCUUCCGUUCAAGUCUGACCAACCCCCUCCCCAACAGCAUCUUCAUGAUGCUGUUUGUUCACUAAUGUUUCAUAACAAAUCUUUGAGACCUUCAUGGGCCAAAUGUAUUUAUACUAGGGCUGUAUGAUAUUAGGAGAACAUGCAAUGUAUGAUCAUGUUUACUGAUUGUGGAUAAACACACAAAUAGCUAAUUCAUUGCAACCGAAGACUAGGGAUAGGGGGUAUCCUAUUCAGCUACAGAAAAAAAACUUUAAAUGCUUUUACUGAAAAAGCCACAUUCUUUGGCAAAAAACAAGUACAGAAGUAGUUUCUUAGUGACUUUACCAGAACAUCUUAAUGCCCUCCUAAAACAUUUUCUGCUGCUCUGCACUACAGACAACACCAAAAAUAAUUCCUGGCAUAGCCUGAAUGCAUGGUACUUAUAGAUUCAGCUAAUAUCUUCUGCAGCCCAAACAGUUCUUUCCAAAAUUGAUAUUGUGAACAGUGAUAUUGUUAUAAUGAUACAUUUAUAAUGUAUUGUGCAGCUCUAAUUAUUACUGAGAUUUAAAUAAACCAAGAUUAAUUAAUUUAGCACUAAUCAAAUGACCCCCUGAACGCAAUAAGUGGAAAUGAAUUUUAUUUAGGGACAUCAGAAUAAAAGGGGUUGAAUACAAGUGUACAACACAUUUUUCAAAUUUUUAGAAAAGAAAGUUUGUAAACCAUGUAUCAUUUUAUCAUGCACUAUUUAGUGUUGUUUUUUUUUUUUUUUUACAUAAAAUCCCAACAAAAUACAUACUAAGUUUGCAUUGUAACAUAACCGAAGGUGAAAGAUUUCAAGGGGUGUGAAUACUUUUGUAAGCCUCUGUAUAAGAACAGCAGCACCAAGUCAGCUGAAUAUUUUGCAGGAUGCACCAAUGAGGUUGCACAUGUAGAAAAACUCACAUUGAAUACAAAGUCACAUAGAAGCUCCUCAAUCAACUGUAUUUUCCUCUUUUUUUGUUUCAAUUUAUUUUUCACCAACUUGGCGGCACUCUCCGGAACAAAGCAGCUAGCGUUCCUCAUGGUGACGCCAAUGCCCACCGCAGACACGACUCCAGCGGUUGAAAUGUAUCCCCUACGUGUGACCACUGCACACCAAAAUGUUCAUGUUAUUGCUACAGGUGCAGCACAGCGGGAACCUUGUGCAUUUGAUUCUGCCUGUCCGUGUAACUAAGUAACAAGUGCUCCGAAUGUCUUUAUCUGCAUGUUUGCUUCUUUCUUCUGUUUCCCCUCUUGCACACAGAUCAUGCGAUGCAACCACUUGAAACAUUAGUUGAGGUCAGGUACAAAGUAUCCUGCCAGGUGGUUCCACGCUCACCUCUGGGUCUGUAUUUGUGAAAGAACAUCAGAGACCUUUGGCUACAAGAGGAUGAUCUUUGUAAGAUAACAUGUGUCAACUGCUUUGAGAUGCUCUUGCAGUAAACUUAUCAUGUGGUUUGGUGGUUGUUUAAAGGUAAUUAAAUGAAGAAAAAAAAACUUAUAGAAGUCCAUUAGCACAUUUAUAUCAACUGGAGUUUUAAGGGAGCUUUGCUAUGUGGUUACACUAAUAUCACUGAAGGCACAUUUUGGAAACACACAUGUAUGUACAUACUUUUCAACAUUUACACUCAUACACCUGUAAACACAACAGCACUGACAUUAAGAAAGGCACUGAGAUUUGUUUCUACGUCCUGUCUUGCAUUACAUUUUAUUCAUUUGAAAAAAGAAAACGUGUGUUGCAGGCCCAGCUGGAUAAAGCCUUUCACCCUGAAUGAUCAAUGUACUCUAAAUAGGACACUUAUUUGAAAUUUUAAAUGCAGUGUUGACAGUAAAACUUUCAAUGCAAGUUAUGUACUUAAAUAUAUGAAAUAAAUAAAUUAAAAGGA